AUGAUCUUGAAGACCAAGCAUAACCAAAGCCAUGGCUACCGAGAGGUGGUAGUGGACCUGUUGCAAAGGUCAUGGCAACAGUUUUUGGGGAUAUUUCAAGGCAUUUUCCUAGUUGACAUUCUGGAAGGCCAAAGAACGAUAAUGUAUGCUUCUUCUGAGAGUGUUCUGAGAAGUGUCUUGGCAGGUUACAAUGGUACCAUCUUUGCCUAUGGGCAAACAGGCAGCGGUAAGACAUUCACCAUCACAGGUGGGGCAGAGCGUUAUAGUGACAGAGGUGUUAUCCCAAGGACGCUGUCACACAUUUUUGAGCAAUUACAAAAGGACAGCAGCAAAAUAUAUACAACACGCAUUUCCUAUUUGGAAAUCUACAAUGAAUGUGGUUAUGAUCUAUUGGAUCCAAGACAUGAAGCCUCCAGUUUAGAAGAUUUGCCGAAAGUGACAAUAUUGGAGGACCCUGAUCAGAACAUUCACCUGAAAAACCUGUCUCUUCAUCAGGCUACCACAGAGGAAGAAGCUUUGAAUUUGCUUUUCUUAGGAGACACCAACAGAAUGAUUGCAGAGACUCCUAUGAAUCAAGCUUCAACCCGUUCCCACUGCAUUUUCACUAUUCAUUUAUCAAGUAAGGAACCAGGAUCUGCAACUGUCCGACAUGCCAAACUCCAUUUGGUUGACCUGGCUGGUUCAGAGCGAGUUGCAAAGACUGGAGUAGGGGGCCAGCUUCUAACAGAAGCCAAGUAUAUCAACUUGUCACUACAUUACUUAGAGCAGGUUAUCAUUGCCCUUUCAGAAAAACACCGUUCACACAUUCCUUAUAGGAACUCCAUGAUGACCAGUGUCCUAAGAGACAGUUUGGGAGGGAACUGCAUGACAACUAUGAUUGCAACACUCUCCUUAGAGAAAAGGAAUAUCGAUGAGUCUAUAUCUACAUGCAGAUUUGCACAACGAGUGGCACUGAUAAAAAAUGAAGCUGUUCUUAAUGAAGAAAUUGAUCCCAGAUUGGUGAUUAUACGCCUACAAAAGGAAAUCCAGGAACUGAAGGAUGAGCUGGCCAUUGUCACUGGGGAGCGGAGGACAGAGGCCCUCACAGAAGCAGAGCUCAUUCAGCUGGAAAAACUAACAGCAUCCUUUUUGGAAGACCAGGAUCCAGAGAGUAGACUAGAGGUUGGCGCUGAUAUGCGUAAAAUUCAUCACUGUUUUCAUCAUCUAAAGAAACUAUUGAAUGACAAGAAGAUCCUUGGGAAGAGUACAGUCUCCUCUGAAAUCAAAGACCCAGACUGCCAAGAACCAUUAAAAGAGGAAGAAUAUAAAAAACUACACGAUCUUCUAAAGCAGAGAGAUAAUGAAAUCAAUAUUCUGGUCAACAUGUUAAAAAAGGAAAAAAAGAAAGCUCAGGAUGCUCUCCACAUAUCAAGCAUGAAUAGAAGUGAAUUCAGACACUCCCAGAGCCCACCCUUCCCACCUGGGAACCCAGAAGGUCCGAGAAUGUUCCUCUCCUCAGCUCCCAUGCAGGCCCAGGACUUCAGCAUUUGCGGGUACAGAUCCAGUUUGCUCCACAAAAAAACAGGGAUGAGAGAGGAAAUGUCAUUAGGACGCCAGGAGGCUUUUGAAAUCUUCAAGAGGGACCAUGCUGACAGCGUUACCAUCGAUGACAACAAACAGAUUCUGAAACAGAGGUUUUCUGAAGCAAAGGCCCUGGGAGAAAGUAUAAAUGAAGCAAGAAGUAAAAUUG
Messenger RNA from Galeopterus variegatus (Sunda flying lemur), 1729 nucleotides. It is a transcript of the gene KIF6, whose product is annotated as kinesin family member 6. The annotation marks the transcript as partial. Gene Ontology annotation, biological process: microtubule-based movement; mitotic spindle organization. NCBI's taxonomy places the organism in Eukaryota, Metazoa, Chordata, Mammalia, Dermoptera, Cynocephalidae. The record is from RefSeq and is a predicted model, not a curated record. Gene Ontology annotation, molecular function: microtubule binding; microtubule motor activity; ATP binding. The transcript is spliced from 13 exons.